AUGAAUUUUGCAAAAGCAAAAGAAACUGAUGAUUUAAUUCUUUUAAAUAAUAUAGAUAAUGAUAAUAAUGAUAGCAAUGAUGUUUUAACAUUGUCAGAGUUUGAUUCAGUGUUAUCUAUAUUUGGUUCAAAUGAAAGUGAUUAUUUAAUUGAAAGCUUAGAAUCAAAAAAAGAAAUAUUUUUUAAUACAAAAACUUCUACAAAAUCUGUAAACCCUUCUAGCUCUUUUUUUGUUAAAACUGCUUUAAGAUUAAAGCAUAUUAAUUUGGCAAAGAUCAUUGAACAAAAAUAUAUCAUUACUAAUGAAACCACUACAGGUUUAGAAAAAGCUCUAAAUACUGCAACAUGA
This is a messenger RNA of Dentiscutata heterogama, 348 nucleotides long. The record is from the annotation of a GenBank genome assembly. Lineage: Eukaryota; Fungi; Glomeromycota; Glomeromycetes; Diversisporales; Gigasporaceae.